Messenger RNA from Mytilus trossulus (common blue mussel), 2919 nucleotides. Its product is annotated as leukotriene A-4 hydrolase-like. Gene Ontology annotation, cellular component: cytosol. The transcript has 18 exons. Gene Ontology annotation, molecular function: zinc ion binding; metallopeptidase activity; epoxide hydrolase activity. The coding region runs from base 92 to 2023 and encodes 643 amino acids. The record is from RefSeq and is a predicted model, not a curated record. Lineage: Eukaryota; Metazoa; Mollusca; Bivalvia; Mytilida; Mytilidae. Gene Ontology annotation, biological process: proteolysis; peptide catabolic process.
ACUCAUUCUAGGUUCGAUUUCCAAAAUUGCUGCAAGCCGAAUGAAAUUUAGACAACAGUUGUAAGAAAGAGAUUGGUAUUCCUACACCUAGAUGAUACCAUUCCUAAUCAAGAGUGCUGUCAGUUUAAUUUUCUUAGCUACUGGUAUUCAAUAUUGGCGAUAUGGAACUAUGACAAAAGAAGGUUUAAGUCCAAAUGACCCUAGUUCCCACUCUCACCCAGAAGACUGUCGACUAGUACACUUAGACUUGGAACUCAAUGUGGAUUUCAACAAACAUAUAUUUAGUGGUUUUGCCCAUCUGACUGUAGAGAAACAAAAAGAUGGAGUUGAUACAGUGGUUUUAGAUUCAAAAGAUUUGAAGAUAAAAAAUGUAACAGACCAGUCAACAGGGCAACAGUUGUCUUAUUCUCUUGGAGAUAAACUUGAUGUAUUUGGAUCUCGUUUAGAGGUCAGACUUCCUACUACCAAUGGAAAUAAACUGAACAUAUCAAUAGAGUAUGAGACCUCCCCCGAGGCCUCAGCAUUUCAAUGGUUGACAGCUGAUCAGACAGCAGGGAAGAGACAACCAUAUUUGUUUAGUCAGUGUCAGGCAAUUCAUUGUAGAAGUUUUGUACCGUGUCAAGAUACCCCAUCAGUAAAGUUUCCAUACACUGCCAAGAUAACAGCACCAAAGGAGAUAACUUUACUGAUGAGUGCCAUAAGUACAGGAUCGGAGACUUCUAGUAGUGAUAAUACUAAAACUAUUUAUAGAUUUGAACAGAAAGUACCAAUACCAUCUUAUCUUAUUGCUAUUGUUGGUGGAGAUCUAGAGAGCAGAGAUAUUGGUCCACGGUCAAAAGUAUGGUCAGAGAAAGAAUUUGUUGAUGCAGCAGCUUUUGAAUUUUCUGAGACAGAGACAAUGUUAAAGACAGCUGAGGAUCUAUGUGGUCCAUACGUCUGGGGUAGAUAUGAUCUUCUGGUUCUACCUCCAUCUUUUCCUUAUGGUGGAAUGGAAAAUCCAUGUCUGACAUUUGUGACACCUACUUUGUUGGCUGGUGAUAAGUCUUUAGCAGAUGUUGUUGCACAUGAAAUCUCCCACAGCUGGACUGGAAAUUUAGUCACCAAUAAAAAUCCAGAACAUUUUUGGUUAAAUGAAGGUCAUACUGUGUUUGUGGAGAGAAAAAUUCAAGGUCGAAUGAAUGGUGAACCAUUAAGACAGUUAAGUGCUGCUGAAGGUUGGAAUGAUUUACAACAAAGUGUGGUGGAUGUUUUAAAAAAUGGUCCCUAUACAAAACUUAUACCAGAUUUGAGAGGAGUGGACCCUGAUGAUGCUUUCUCUAUUGUACCAUAUGAAAAAGGAUUCACAUUAUUGUAUCACCUGGAAACAAUUCUAGGUGGACCCGAUGAAUUUGAACCAUUCCUGAAGGCUUAUAUAGAAAAAUUCAAAUACAAAUCUAUUGAUAGUACACAGUGGAAGGACUUCCUUUUCUCAUUUUUCCAGUCAAAGGUUGAUGUAUUGAACAAAGUGGAUUGGGAAACAUGGUUUUCUGCUGUUGGGAUGCCACCCAUUAAACCAAAAUAUGAUGAAAGUCUUGCUGUACCUUGUCAAGAAUUAUGUGAUAAAUGGUCUGCAGCAUCAGAUAGUGGCCUGUCUCAGUUUAGUGCCAAUGAUAUUCUGAAGCUGACAUCCAACCAGAUCAGAAUAUUCCUUUAUAAAGUAUUAUUAUUGGAGAGUCCAUUGUCCUUAAUCAAAGUAAAAAAAAUGGAAGAAUUAUACAAGUUCAAUGAUAGAAAAAAUUCAGAAAUCAGACUAAAAUGGUUAUUAUUGUGUUUGAAGGCACAUUGGGAGGAUUCUAUUCAAUAUGCUUUAAAAUUUGUGAAUGAACAAGGCCGGAUGAAAUUUGUCCGGCCUAUUUACAGAGCCUUAUAUGCAUGGGAAGGUUCAAGAGAUACAGCCAUAAAGAAUUUCCUAUCCAAACGUCCAGAAAUGCAUACAACAACAGCAGAAUUAGUUGCCAAAGAUUUACAUCUAGGAAGUUCAUAAUCAAUCAUAAGAACAAUGUUUAUGCUGUUAGAGCAGUGCUAGUGAAUGAAACUUGUUUUACAUAAUCAGAACAUGUUUAUGAAUCAUAGGACAUAUUCAGGGGCAUAGAACAAUAUCUGCAAAUCUGUUUAAUGAUUUAUAAAAUGUAUGGUAGCAAUUUGAUUUAUAAGAUAUAUGAUAGCAAUAUGAUUUAUAGAAUAAUUAGAUAUUUACUUAUAAGUCCUAGAUUAUCCUUAUUAAAUAAGAUGAUGUAAUUUCAAUUUUGAUGUUUGUUUUGUUAAAUGUUCUUUGGAAGUAUCUAUGUUAACAUUGAUAAUAUUUCAUGCUUUAUCAUUGUUAAUAUAUAAGAGGGUGGUAAAAGUGGUAGCUUCAUGACGAAUAAUGGUAAAAUUUCUUGCCAAAUGAGGUUAACAGUAAUUUUUGGUGUAUGACAAUAAAAUGUACACUGUCUUUUAGACGAAAAAAACAUCAACUUAAUUUGACGAAUCACGUUAAUUUUUUUCGAAAAAUGAUGGAAACAAUAAUUAUUUGAGACCUCUGAUGAAUCACGAUAAGGAUAUUUUGACGAAUCUCUGUAAAAUUUUAACCAAUUUGAGGCUAACGGUAGCGGAAAUGACUAUUUGACACCUGACGUUAAAGGGCAUUGCUACCCUCAUAUAUAGGAGAUAUAUACUGAUAAAUAAAUAUAAAUAUUGGUUACAAGGAUGAUUUAUGUUAUGGAAUUUUGAAUAGUCUACUUUACAUGGUAGUCCUGUUAUAUGUUGACUGAAGUCUUUUAAGCUAUCAUAUGUUAAUUAUGUUGAUUUUUCAUAUUGUUAAAAUCAAAUAUCAUUCCACAGACAUGUGAACUCUGGUAUCAGUCAGAUCUUGAUUAUAAUAAAAAAUCAAAUAAAUUA